AUGGCGCAAACAUCAAAUCCAUCCAUCGCUCAAUCGAGCCCGACAUACCCCCCUCCGCAUAACUACUCGCCCUACCCGCCGCAACAUGAGAUUCCGCAGUACGCUGGACAGCAGAUGACAUCGUACGGCCGCCCCGAAUGGGCUGGACAGUACGGGCAGCAGCAGCAGAGCCCCAUGGGAUAUCACUCACCCGCAACAACAGGCGGUGCUGCACCGAACAUGGUAGCGCACGCCAUUCCAAGACCACCUGCGGGAGGGCACCCAUUGUCCACAGUGUACUCAUUCGUGCCUAUUCCAGGCGCCCAGCAGCACAAAAGGCCGCRCAGACGUUACGAGGAGAUCGAGCGCAUGUACAAAUGCGGAUGGAAUGGUUGCGAAAAGGCCUAUGGCACUCUAAACCAUUUGAACGCGCAUGUCACCAUGCAGUCGCACGGUACAAAAAGGACUCCAGAGGAAUUCAAAGAGAUCCGCAAAGAAUGGAAGGCGAAGAAAAAGGAAGAGGAGAACUCCCGCAAAGCCGAAGAGGAACGGCAGCGUCAAGAAGCUGCCCGCUCUGRUCAAGACUCGGCCCAGUCUCAAGGACAACCUGGCCAAUACGCCCAGCAGCACAUGAUGGCUCAACAGAUUGGCGGCCCCCAGCUUCCUCCAAUCGGCUAUCAACCUGCCGGCGGCCAGCCAGGCCAGUACGCACAGCCUCAGCAAGUUGACGGUGCUCAGCAGUACGGUUAUGGCGCUCAGGGCUAUCCACAGAGCCCCUACGGUCAAGGUGGACUCCCAUACCAACAGCAGCAAUGA
Ramularia collo-cygni is the source of this 795-nucleotide messenger RNA. RefSeq lists its product as uncharacterized. The record is from RefSeq and is a predicted model, not a curated record. Bases 1 to 795 code for a protein of 264 amino acids. NCBI's taxonomy places the organism in Eukaryota, Fungi, Ascomycota, Dothideomycetes, Mycosphaerellales, Mycosphaerellaceae. The transcript has 4 exons. Gene Ontology annotation, biological process: regulation of DNA-templated transcription.